UUUAACCGUAUUUCAUACAAAUGAUAUGUAAUAUAAUAUCAACAAAAGGAUACAUUGAUAUCCUAGGGCACACUCGGAUAGUAUAAAUAGUCGGCGCGUACUGGGCUACAUUAUCAGUCUCACUUUGUCGAGAGGAUAACAAACAUGUUCGCUAAACUGUUCAUCGUCUGCGUCGUCGCCGUGGUAGCGCUCGCCCGCGAGUACCCGGCCGGCCUGCACCCCGCAGUGUGCCCCAACUACCCCUUCUGCGACACCAACACCUUCGCGCGCUUCACCCCGGAGGGCCAGCCCAUCCCCGAGUGGGUCUACAACCCCUCCAUCCUGCCCGUAGCACCCGCCGACCCCAACGCGAACAUUGCCGCUAAAUACCCAGCCAACUUCAACGCGGCGUCCUGCCCCAACUACCCAUACUGCUGGUGAACAGUUUACACGCUGGCCUUCCGGACACACAGACAUAUGUUAAUGCCAGAAUUCACCACAAAACCUUUGACAAAUAUCUCUUUAUAAUCCUAGGGAAAUCAAUAAGUCUACUUAUUGAUUGCUAUUCGACCUAGAGUCGAAACUUUAAUGCUAUUCUUAGAGUAUACUUACAGUUACAUGACAUUCCUCUAUCAACUAUGCAACUACUGCAUAUAAGCCUUCUGUAGAACACUAUAGUCCUGAAUACGAUGUACUACGAACAACUUGGAACUCGUUUGAUGUCUUCUGUCUACUUAGUGGGAGGUUGACAUCUAACUAAACUUAGAGAGGAAAAAGUUACUCUGUGAAUACAAUUUUACUCGAGGUUGAAUGCCAAAUUAGAUAUGAAUUCAAUUUUGCUCACAAUUGAACGUAAUUUUACACAAAGUUGAAUUCAAUUCUUGUGCUCCGGAAUGCCGUUCAGCUUGCCUAUUAUUAUUUGUCAAUAUGUUUUGUAUGAAUUCUGUGUAAAUUAGCAAUGUCACUGCCAUAUUUUACAUGUACCUAAUAAAAUUGUAAAUAACAUGAACUGAAUAUUUGCUCAGCAUUUUGGUUUUGUUGUAAAAAUGUGUAAAAAUUUUGUAAAUAAAUGUGGUGAUUAAAACGAAAA
This is a messenger RNA of Bicyclus anynana (squinting bush brown), 1069 nucleotides long. It is a transcript of the gene CPH1, whose product is annotated as cuticle protein 1. Bases 145 to 420 code for a protein of 91 amino acids. The record is from RefSeq and is a predicted model, not a curated record. NCBI's taxonomy places the organism in Eukaryota, Metazoa, Arthropoda, Insecta, Lepidoptera, Nymphalidae. Gene Ontology annotation, molecular function: structural constituent of cuticle. The transcript is spliced from 3 exons.